Acanthamoeba castellanii str. Neff is the source of this 1242-nucleotide messenger RNA. Its product is annotated as calponin domain containing protein. The record is from RefSeq and is a predicted model, not a curated record. Lineage: Eukaryota; Discosea; Longamoebia; Acanthamoebidae. Gene Ontology annotation, molecular function: protein binding. Bases 1 to 1242 code for a protein of 413 amino acids. The transcript is spliced from 4 exons.
AUGGAGUGGUUCACGAUGGAGAACCCCUUCGUCCAGAAGCAGAACAUGACCUUGGCGCGCGGCGCCUUCCGUCAGCAGCAGCUCAGCAUCCAGACCGACGCCGUCGUCACCUGGUUGAACCAGCUCUUCCCGGCGCGCAACAUCCGCAACAGCGACGCGGCCCUGCUCGAGGCGCUCAAGGACGGCUCGCUGCUGUGCGAGCUCCUGGCCAAGAUCGCGCCCGAGACCGGGGUCAAGGUGACCACCUCGGGCAAGGCCGACUUCAUCCGCCUGGAGAACUUGGGCGCCUACCUGCGCGCCGUGGCCACCAUCGGCGUACGCAAUCUGUUCGAUGCGGCCGAUUUGUUCGAGGGCCGCAUCUUCAAGGUUCUGUCCCACAUUCUCGAGCUGGCCGAGGUGGCCAAGAAGCGCGGAUUCAAGCCCUGCGUGGGCGACGCCCCCGUGGAGCCCGUGGCGGCCACCCCCCGCUCGGCCGCCGCCAGCUCGAGCGCCGCGGUGGCUGCUGCCGCCCCCAUUCCCGAGGCCGAUCUCGAGCUGGAGGAGACGGAGCUGGAUGAAGAUAAUCUUCAGGAAUACGAGAAGGCAUCGGAGGAGAUGCAGGCCAGGAUUGAGGAGGCCAAGAAGGAGGCCGCGCAGGAGGCCGAGCGCAAGAGGAUCGCCGCCGAGGAGGAGGCCCGCAAGCUCAAGGAGGAGCUCGAGAAGAUGCGCAUCGAGAAGGAGAACCUGGCCCGAGAGCUCAACCAGACCAAGGCCCGCAAGGACGAGCCCGCCAAGCUCCCCUUCGGCAACACCGAUACCACCCAGGUCUACUACUUGGAAAAAAAACAAAACGAAGGUGACAAGGACUGCUUCAUGGGCAAGUACAUGGAGGACGGUCCCCCGGGCAGGCUCACCAUCAUCGUGGUCUCCAUUGAGGGCGUCAGCGUGGUCGAGCCCUUCACCGAGGAGAUCAUCUUCUCUGCUCUCUGGAGGAGGAUCAAGAGCUGGGGCAUCAACUACUCGGGCGACAUGUUCAAGCUCGACUAUCUUCCCCUCCGGUCGACCGACGAGACCAUCGUUGCCGCCUGGUUCGCCUGCCAGAACGGUUCCAAGUUGCUCGACUCGAUCAUGAAGUGGAUCUCGAGGAAGAAGGAACAGCUCCAGCUGGAGCAGGCGCAAGAGGAAGCCAAGAGCGGUAGUAGCCCGAACCUGGGCUCAAGGAAGCCUUCUCUCCUCAAGCGCAUGGUGGGCAAGGGCAAAUAG